AGAAGCAGUCAGUGUCCUGUACAUCUAAGUGCCUCUAGGUAGCAGACUAGUAGCUGGAAACAUGGGGGAUGUCUACAUCCGACAUAUUGAACUUCUGGGCUUCGAAAAGAGAUUUUACCCAAGCCAACACUAUGUUUAUAUGUUCUUGGUGAAAUGGCAAGAUCUCACAGAAAAAGUUGUGUAUCGGAAGUUCACUGAGAUAUAUGAAUUUCACAAAGCUCUAAAAGAGAUGUUUCCAAUUGAAUCUGGGGAUAUCAACAUUGAGAAUCGGAUCAUCCCUCACUUGCCAGCCCCGAGGUGGUUCGACAGCCAACGGUCAACCCACAACCGGCAAAGCACGCUGUCGGAAUACUGCAGUGCCCUGCUCAACUUGCCCCGCAAAAUCUCCCGUUGUGCACACGUCCUGAACUUCUUCAAGGUCAGGAAGGAUGAUCUGAACCCACCUGCCGCGAGCCAGUUCAAGAAGCCAGAAGCCUUUUUAAUACCAAAGGACUCCAAGAAAGGUGCAGCAGACAUCACGGGGCCCAUCAUCCUCCAGACGUAUCGAGCGAUUGCCGAUUACGAGAAAAAUUCCACCACCGAGAUGGGGGUAAAGAUGGGUGAUGCUGUGGACGUGGUGGAGAAAAGUGAAAGCGGCUGGUGGUUCUGUCAACUAAAGAAUAAGCGAGGCUGGGUCCCGGCUGCCUACCUAGAACCUAUGGAUGGUCCAGAUGAGUCUGAAGAGCAGGAACCCAACUAUGCAGGUGAACUCCAUGUUGUCCGCAAAGCCUACACAGCCGCCCAGGAAGAUGAGAUCACGCUGAAGGAAGGCGAAACCAUUGAAGUGAUCCAUAAAUUGCUCGACGGUUGGUGGGUUGUCAGGAAAGAUGAAACCACAGGCUAUUACCCUUCUAUGUAUCUGCAAAAAUCUGGGGAAGAAAACACAUCGGAGAAGAAUCAGCUGAGGAACAGAGAAGCACCACCCAGAAGAUCCACCAUCCGGAACAUCAAGAGCAUUCACAACCAGAACCGCAAGCAGAUCAGCCAGGACACCUACAGGAGGAACAGUGUGAAGUACAUGCAAAGCAGAAGGAAACUGAAGAACAACUUCCUGAACAAAAGCAGCACUAUCGUGGAGGAGGAACGAGAGCCACAGCCCGCCAUCCCCCCAAGACCCAGCAAGGACUUGAUCCUGAUCCGCUGCUCAGAGAGCACCAAGAGCAAAAUCAAAUGAAGGGAGCAGCGGCUGCAUAGCUUCCUUUUUUGCCCACGGAAAAACGAUGGCCACAAUGGAAUCCAUAAUGUUCUUGGCUCAUUUAACAGUAUAGUCCAGAACAUUGCAUCUACUCUUUUGGGUUUUCAGUAAUGUGUGUAACUUCUUUUUCCAUUUGGUAACAUUAAUAUAAAUCAGCGCGAGAGUCACUCAGUAUGACCUGUCUGGAUUGUGCUAGUCUUUGAGGGUUCUUUUCCCCUCUUGUGUUUAUAUCUGGAAAACCCUGUGGACCAGUGACUUGUUUGGGCUCUAGUAGCAUCAUAUAGUCUUACUGCUUAUGUAGAGUGAUCGAGGCAUGAAUGUCUUGAGUUUUCAUUGAAUGGUGCAGGAACUGAUGCUGCUCGACAAUACAUAGGCCUGACUUAUCCAUUAGGCAGAGUAGGCCCAGUGCCUAGGCCAGGCCCACGAUGCUUUUAGGGGCUCACAAAAAUGUUUUAAUUUCUUUUAAAGCCAGAAAAGGAAAAAAAAACCCACCUUAACUUUUAGGGUCAAAGAAAAUGUUUUAAGUUUUUUCUAACAUAAAAAAAAAA
This is a messenger RNA of Heteronotia binoei (common prickly gecko), 1782 nucleotides long. It is a transcript of the gene NCF1, whose product is annotated as neutrophil cytosolic factor 1. Gene Ontology annotation, molecular function: protein binding; superoxide-generating NADPH oxidase activator activity; phosphatidylinositol binding. Lineage: Eukaryota; Metazoa; Chordata; Lepidosauria; Squamata; Gekkonidae. The record is from RefSeq and is a predicted model, not a curated record. Gene Ontology annotation, biological process: superoxide anion generation; respiratory burst. The transcript has 11 exons. The coding region runs from base 62 to 1213 and encodes 383 amino acids. Gene Ontology annotation, cellular component: NADPH oxidase complex; cytoplasm.